AUGGAUCGAACGCACACCGAUCGGCAAGACGGCGGUGAUGGCCUCCCACCUAGCCGAACAGAAGACAACGAUCCUGUCGACGAGGGCGAAGAUCACUCCAGUAAUCCAGCCCGUCGGGGAGGCGGCCCCGGUCGCGCUGGUCGAAUGAACACAAUCUCAGAAGAACCACCUUUGACUGGCCAUGACCAAGGACAGGAUACGAACAACACCGCAGAAACAACACGAUCUCGCCUCGAGCGCAGGGCUGCCGAAAUCCGCGAGGCCAACCGCCGACGCAGGGCGCAUGGUCAGACAAACUCGGACACCUCUGGAAACACGCCUUAUACGCAGGGGGUUGGCCGUCCGUUGGAGAGAGCUACUGGACGAGCGCUUGUGGGAACGGGCGGUUACACACCUUUUGGCAGCGGCAACUUCCAAAGCAGUGUUCCAGGCCAGUCAUCUCAUGACGAUGGUAGAAACGCCGCUGUCUACGACCCUGGCAGCUUUGAGGAUACGGAUCAAUUCUACGUCGAGCCGGCUCCUAAGCCCGAGAACGUCGAUCCUAAGGCUAUGGUGUCCCAGCCGGAGGGUAAACCUGAGGGUGACUCCAAUCCUCCCAAACGCAAGGAUGAACCGGAUGAUAAGCAGAGUGGAGGAAGAGGGCCAGGCGCGCCUGGACAGGCUACUUGA
This is a messenger RNA of Alternaria incomplexa, 669 nucleotides long. RefSeq lists its product as uncharacterized. Bases 1 to 669 code for a protein of 222 amino acids. The record is from RefSeq and is a predicted model, not a curated record. The transcript is spliced from 2 exons. NCBI's taxonomy places the organism in Eukaryota, Fungi, Ascomycota, Dothideomycetes, Pleosporales, Pleosporaceae.